AUGCAUGCAGCCAUGCUGCGACUUCCACGGCAUUUGCUGCUGUCGACGGGCAUAAGGGAGGCUGUGCUGCAGCCGGGAGUGGCGCCGGAGUCUUUAGUGAGGAGGCACACGAGUUCGUGCGACUGCAGCAGCAAUAGCAGCAGCAAUAGCAGCAGCAGUACCAGGCAGCCCAUGUCUCCAACGCCUUCUCCGGCAAAACUCCCCUUCUGCGUGAGUGCAGUGCUCCAGCAAGGAACGCUGCUGCAAAUGCUGCUGCAGCAAAUGCAAGGCAGUCCAGAGGCAGCAACAGCUGCCGCCGAGAUCAACGAAGGGGGGCUUACUGCGUAUUGCGUAUAUUGCGCUGGUCACCUUCUCGUUCCUGGCCUCUUAAGACUUGAUAAAAAUCGCCUUAUCUUCAAGGAAGCGCCUCCUAGGGAUGACAAGGGCCACCUUCUCUGCCAAAGCGGCCAAAUUCCGGAGAUGCGCAUUUUUCUGGGCGACAUUUUGGAGUGUGCAUGCGUCAUGGCCCCUCCUCUAGACGACUUGCUGCCGUCCCCUUCGUUAGCAGCCACUGCUGCAGCCGAGGCAGCAGCAGCAGCAGCCGCUGCGUCGGUGCAGCGGUCCUACACGGCUGCAACUUGCAGCCUGCUCGACGCUGCAAAGGCAGAACCUCCCUCCUACUUGCAGGUGCUGCUAAGGACGCUAGGCUCAGACCAGGAGCCAGCAGCGCACACCAUGCAGCAGCAGCAGCAGCAGCAGAAGGCUACACGGCGCGAAGGGAAGAGUGGGAGGUGGCCUCUAGCGGAUGUCGAGCAGGUGCCAGCAUCGCACGUUGCGGUCUGUGCGGGAAGCCCUUGCAAGUCGACGUCAGCAGCAGCGUCCUUUGAGGAGCUGCCCGUUGGCUCUGCAGCAGCAGCAGCCGCCGCAGCAGCAACAGCAGCAGCAGCAGCAGCAGCAGCCAAUGGCCCUUCGGCUCAGCAAAAACAGGCGCAAGGCAAGUCGUCUCCGCAAAGGAGAGGCUCCCUGACGGAGUGGCUUCGAUCGUGGAAACACACCAGCACCCCGCCUACCCCCGAAGAUCUACCGUCGCAACAGCUGCCGCAGCAGGAGCAGGAGGGGCAGCAGCAGCAGCAGCAAGCGCAGAAACACGGAGGCAUUGAAUACGGCCUUUGUGUGCAGCGAGAAUGUGAGGACGAGGAAGAGCAUCAGGAGCAAGAGCACGAGCCACAGCCACUCAAAGCUGCAGGCCGCAGUUGCACGAUGGUCCCUUGCUCAUCUAAUGCGGUGAUAAAUGCAUGGGAAGAAGCACUUGAUCGAACGGCGGAGUUUCCAGUAAUGCUGUCCUCGUCAAUAACCAGCGGUCUGGAGGGCAGCGUGGAGCAGCAGCAGCAAGGCGAUUUCUGGUACGACGAGGGAAACGUAGCAGCUCUGGCAGCUCCGCAGCAGGAAGAAAUGAAGGGCCCUCUAUGUUCGUCUUCCUUCGCGCCGUACGCGUUUGCCGCACCCGUCCUCGAAAGACCUCCUGGAGCUGCUACGUUUGUAUCUCCCCAUAUUGCUGCUCAGAUUUGCAUGCACUUGCCCCUUAUGAUUUCGAUGAAGCGUUGGCAUCUGGCCUUCUGUCUCAAGCUCCACGGCAUUUCGUUUCAGACGUUCUUUCGGAGAGUGAGUCAUUCUGGUGGGUGCGUCAUCGCCGUAGAGGAUUCUGAAGGCGUAGUAUUUGGAGCCUUCACAGAUGAAUUCCACAAGUCGUACAAAUACUAUGGGUCCGCCGACACAUUCGUCUUUACUUUCAAGGGUCCAGAUGGCAAGCAGCCAGCAGAGAACCCCAGUAUCCACGUGUACACCUGGAGCAGCAGCAACGCUUUCUUUUGUUUCACGGAUGGCGAGACUAUUGUCGUUGGAGGGGGUGGUCAUUAUGCCCUUACGAUCGAUAGAGACUUCUUAAGAGGCAGUUCCCAGUGCUGCCCCACUUUCAACUCUCCGCCUUUAGCGUCUUCGCAAGACUUUAUCCUCAGAAACUUGCAGGUAGGGAGGGAUACACAGGCAUGCAGGCGUUCCAAAACGCAUGCUCUCACACAUAUGCGCGGAGAGGAAGACCGUUGCGCACUUCCUGGCUGCUCUGAUGACGCGAGCCUGGGGAAUAGGGGGUGGCCUUUAUAG
Messenger RNA from Cyclospora cayetanensis, 2139 nucleotides. RefSeq lists its product as uncharacterized. The transcript has 10 exons. The record is from RefSeq and is a predicted model, not a curated record. The coding region runs from base 1 to 2139 and encodes 712 amino acids. Lineage: Eukaryota; Apicomplexa; Conoidasida; Eucoccidiorida; Eimeriidae.